AUGAAAAGUAUCUUAGCAAAGUUGAAGGGUGGUAAAAAAGAUUCACCAAGUCAAGAAAUUCUCGUUAAAAAUCCUUUUGAAGACGGACAAAGUGAUUCUGGAAAUUCUUCAGGGAAAUCUAGUCAAGAACAUGAAAAAAGUAACCAAUUGAAUGCAGAUCUUGAAGGUGAUGGAGGAACAACAAGAGAAGGAAGUCAAGAAUUCAAUGGAGAUGUGGUUGAAGAAGAGACUAAAAACGAUACUGACGUAGAUGAUUCUUCAAACCCUGAGGUUGUUAUCGAUUCAACAAACGAGUUAAAGAAUGUUACAAUUCUUGAUAAACAAGGCGAAAGUGAAGAUGCUUCGGAAUCUUCAAAAAAGAAAAUCAAGGAAAAGAAACCAAAAGCUAAGAAAGAGUUGACCAUCAAACAAAAGAAGAAACUUUUCUUGCCAAAAGACAUUGGCUUGAGAAAACCGAAGCCACCAACGAAUGUUCUCAUUUUAAAUCCAAAGAAACAUCAUCAAAACUCAACAUUAAGAAAAUUCAUAAUUGUCUUUGUUGGACUUUUCUAUGAAUACGCGAACAUCACCAAAGUAAAUGGAAUGUAUCAUUUACGGAAAAACGUGACUACAGGAUGGCUUCGACUCUUAUGGAGUUGCAUAAUUCUGUCCUUGCUGUGCUUUGCUGGAACAUUAAAUUAUAUGCUUUAUCGACGUUAUAUUGAUUCGCCCACAAGAGUCACAAUUGCUGCACCAAUGCCAAUCAGUUCUAUUCCCUUUCCUGGCGUCACAAUUUGUCAUCCACAAAAUGUCAUGGAAUAUAAAUCGAUGGAGUUUGUAAAGAAAUUGUGA
This is a messenger RNA of Clunio marinus, 831 nucleotides long. Lineage: Eukaryota; Metazoa; Arthropoda; Insecta; Diptera; Chironomidae. The record is from the annotation of a GenBank genome assembly.